GGCCUAACUUAAUUUUCUGCUAUAUUAUAUGGUUGGUCACUUGGUCUGUAACCAAAAUUCCUACUAAGAAUUAGUUUUAGGCAUGUUCCCUAAAUCUAUUUAGGUUUAACGUUUUUCUAUUCUACUAGUAGGUAUUAGGUUUGGUUCCAUAUUGUUUUGGGAUUAACUUAUAUCUUUGGGUCUAUAAAUACAAGAAGUAGAGAUAGCUUCUGGGGCAAAGUCACUAACCUGAACCACAUAUAUUUUGUGUCUGAUUUAUUAGGGAACCCUACACAUCUACUCUUCAAAACGACUACCAUGAAUUCUGGAUCCAGUGGCGGUUCUCGUCCUCGGCCGGCAAGCGGCAUGCGUUCGCCACCUCGGGAAGUAUAUCCGGGCUUACCUCCGUCUGCUUGGACAAAAGCAGAAUAAGAUUAUCGAGAUAGUUUCAUUGAUGAUGUUGUUCCUGUACCUCCAUCGAAAGAAAGUUGGCUCGUGAAUAUGUACCGCUAAGAAAACAAUACGGAUGAUCCCCAGUGGUCUUCGUCUCCAUCUCAAAUAUGGAGGAGAUUUCGUGAAUGAUGAAGACAUCCCAAAGGUUCCGUUGACCUACGACCUCAUGUACCCUGUCUGGAACCAAUACGAUGAUACCGGCCCCGAAAAAGAGCCUGGUCCCCCCAACCCUAGCUUUCGCUUUCGGCAAAUCAGGAGAGUUUGUGGUAGCUGUUAAUCAUUCACAUCCAGGAUUCGUGCCCAACUUUAUCGCGGUUAACGACUCUGGCCGCCUGAUUGCCACUUUGACUGGAGGUGGGAAUCCCGAAGACUACAGAGCGGUUUUGUUUGAUUUGAAACAGGAGAGGAGCAUGGGAAAGGAAUUCUCGCUGAAGAGGCUGCCAGAUUGAUGGCCAAGUCUCUAUCAUCGUCUCACGGUGAAUCACUAGGAAUGUUGCUGGCAGUGGAGGGAACGAAUCAGGUUCUGCUUCCUUGUAUCGGGUAGACAAUGCAGGGAUUCUGAUUAAAAGGGAAAAAACAGUUGGCCUCGGGAUCGGGAGCUGGACUCGCGUAUGCUUUUCUGGACGACGUGAAGAAUCUGAUUGAUGACAAACUUUCGCUCCCCGGCGGUUCCUUUUCCGCUUGAAGAAGAAUACAAGGACUGGUCUGUUUGGUCUCUUGACAUAGCUGCGGGUUGGGCGAGAAGAGUCAUGUGUAGUGUUGCAGCUCAAACCGUUGAUGGCGAUCGUUUCGUGACCGUGUACGGCGUUGGACCUGGUGGCUGUAGGAUCGUCUUUCCCGACGAACCGGUAGAAUCAUUCAUGCCUACAAAUGAAAUACUUUUCUCCAAACCAUAUCGUGGAAAAGACAUUGCCAGCAUCCGUUAUUUGGGACCUGACCCCUUUCUCUGAGCAAAACUAAAGUCGCGGCGGUUUUUCUAAUUUGAUGUCAGUAAUAUAGCCAGUUGCUGUAAUUCAAUUGCAGUAGAAAUAAUUUAAUGGUUUCUCUUUUUUAGUUCAAAGGCUAUUUGGUACGUAGCAGUAUGUGUUGUUUGGUUUGAUGAACUGUAAUGUUGAAUGAUAAAGACCUUUGUUGGUG
Molecule: messenger RNA, 1569 nt
Organism: Oldenlandia corymbosa var. corymbosa
Lineage: Eukaryota; Viridiplantae; Streptophyta; Magnoliopsida; Gentianales; Rubiaceae
Source: the annotation of a GenBank genome assembly